AUGUCGCCUAUGGCUGGUGGAACGACAGGGAUGGAAAUGCGCAAUAUUUCUGGGCCGGAAAUAACGACGCUGGAAUUCACACUUGUCAGUGCGGAAUCAGCGGAAAUUGCAUCGACGCCUACGCCAAAUGCAACUGCGAUGCGAUCGCUUCAGCGCAGUGUCAUUACCAAUAAGGAACUUCUUCCCAUCACUCGUUUGAACUUUGGUCGGACUCAACUGGAAACUUCAUUCGGUGUCCAUACGCUUGGCAACUUGGAAUGCUCAGGGAGUGUGGCUGCCGUUAUGGGAAUUCCGACGUCAUGUAAAGAUUUGUGGCUUCUUGGCUACUACCUGAGCGGGUUGUAUUCCAUCAAGGGGGCUGCAAUGAUAGAAACCGUUUAUUGCGAUUUUAAUAAACUCGUUGAGGAAGAAGGUUUUCAAAAAUGGAUAGGAUAUUCUAACAUUAAAUCAUUCCCAGCACAUUUCUAUGUCCAAAAGGAGGCUUCCUUCUGUACACCUAAUACUCCCAUUCCGUUCGAGGUAGAAAGACUCAACGUCGGAAAUGCCAUGAAUUUAGCGACUGGAAAAUUCACGGCUCCUGUCAAGGGAACUUAUUACUUCGCAUUUACUGCACUGGCACAUUUUCCGCAAUCUUCUGCAACCCGAUUGUAUUUAGACAUCUUGCUAUAUUUAAAUGGCAAUCGAAUUGGAAGGGCGCAGGUUGAUGAAUCCAACACCGUUAAUGGUCAAUAUUCCCCGUUGGUUCUCCACUCGUCGCUGCAAUUGAACAUUGGAGACCAAGUCUGGAUGCAAAUAUCUGAGGCUGAUGACAUAUCAAGUGAAGUGUGUCUGAUGGACGACGCUUCCAAAUCCACUCAUUUCACUGGAUGGUUACUGGAAGAGGAAAUUGUUGCGUCACUUUAA
Daphnia pulicaria is the source of this 903-nucleotide messenger RNA. RefSeq lists its product as uncharacterized. The transcript is spliced from 3 exons. Lineage: Eukaryota; Metazoa; Arthropoda; Branchiopoda; Diplostraca; Daphniidae. Bases 1 to 903 code for a protein of 300 amino acids. Gene Ontology annotation, molecular function: protein binding. The record is from RefSeq and is a predicted model, not a curated record.